Mycena indigotica is the source of this 1515-nucleotide messenger RNA. RefSeq names its product CAP10 domain-containing protein. The record is from RefSeq and is a predicted model, not a curated record. Lineage: Eukaryota; Fungi; Basidiomycota; Agaricomycetes; Agaricales; Mycenaceae. Bases 1 to 1515 code for a protein of 504 amino acids. The transcript has 7 exons.
AUGGCAGAUUCGACUUGCAAACUUCCGCAGUUAAACAACACAGACACCCAGCCUCGGCCUACACCGUUUAUUGUCGCAAGACCGGACAUUCCCCUUGACUUCGAUCCGUUGUCAAUUGCAGCCCGAGCCUCUGCACAGCGUGCCUUGGACUCGCUUCUUUCAAAGCAAUCCAGCACUCUCAACGAGGCUAUUGCCCGAUACACGCUUAAAACGCGACGUCCACCACCGCCCAAUUACUCGGAGUGGUUCAACUUUGCGAAGAAUAGCAGCUGCCUCAUCGAUAAUUAUGACCAAAUUCAUCGAGACUUCGAACCCUUCUAUCAGCUUGCGAAAAAGCACCCGAAGUGGUUCAGGGAGGCGGUUGACCAAGGCAGUGAACUGUUCCUCCGGGAAACGCAAGACCUUAGACCGAAGCGUCAAGCAGCAUAUGGGCUCGCCGCCAUAGCUUUCAAGGACAAGAAACUUGUUCUGCCCCCAUAUCAACCAACUACCUAUGCAAAAGAUAUUCCGCAACACUUGUUCAAGAUAACCUCGUUAAUGCCUGACUUGACGUUUCUCCUCAAUGGACGCGAUGAGCCGCGCGUAGUUUUCGAUACACGCCAACCUGGCGCCCUUGAAAAAAUCGAUCCAAGCGCAGACCUCAUGCCAUUCCACCUCACUCCUUCACCGACCGGUCCAUUCUUUCGGAAUCAACCCGGAUGUAAUGUUAGCAGUCGUGGACAUGGUUUCGUCCAUGAUGACAGUGAACUUGUGUCCUUCCUCACUUCAAGCGCCAGCUCGGAUUUCACGACUUCAUUAUGGCCCUUGUUCAGUAUGGCAAAAUUAACUUGCUUCGCGGAUAUCCUGUUUCCUGGUCAGUAUUACUACCGCAUGUCCCGUUGGUCGCCGAAAAUCGGUGCAAACGAUAUCCCUUGGGCGGACAAGAAACCCAUUCUUUAUUGGCGCGGUGGCUCCACUGGUGGUCGUAUUCUUUCAACACCCACAACUUCCAAUCACCAUUCUUUCCCUCGGUUCCGCCUCCUCAAGUUAGCCAGCAAUCACUCCGAUAUAAUGGACAUCAAGAUGACGGGCUUCGCCCAGGAAUACUGCAAAACUGAAGAUGGUUGUCGCUUCAGCCCUAUUAUCAUAGAAUAUUCAAUAUUUGGGCCAAAGGCGUCGAGAAGAGACGUGCUGGGAUACAAAUAUCUAUUUGACAUCGACGGGAACACGUUUAGUGGUCGAUUUCUAGGAUUGCUACGAUCCGGCUCCCUCGUUUUCAAGGCAACGGUCUAUCAGGAAUUCUUCAACGACUGGAUUCGUCCAUAUGAACACUUUAUUCCGGUUAAAUAUGACCUCUCCGACCUGGUCCACAAGCUGCAAUGGGCAAUAGACCAUGAACAAGAGGCUCGUCGCAUACAGGAGACUGGCAAGCUCUUUGCGGACAAGGUCAUGACGGAUGCUCAAAACGAUUGCUACAUGUCUCUCCUGCUUUUGGAGUGGGCUCGGCUGUACAACUACGAGGCAACAUCCCUCUAA